This is a messenger RNA of Spizellomyces punctatus DAOM BR117, 3333 nucleotides long. RefSeq lists its product as uncharacterized. Bases 1 to 3333 code for a protein of 1110 amino acids. NCBI's taxonomy places the organism in Eukaryota, Fungi, Chytridiomycota, Chytridiomycetes, Spizellomycetales, Spizellomycetaceae. The record is from RefSeq and is a predicted model, not a curated record. The transcript is spliced from 9 exons.
AUGCUGACCACCCGUAUACCCCGCGCCGAGAGUAAAGGCGAGAGUUACCAACAGCGUAUGAUUAUUUGCUCAAAAGACGGGUCAAAAACUGCUACCAUCAUGCAUACUGUCAAUCCAAAUAUCGUCCCAGUUGCGGCUGCUGCGGCCGGAACCGCGCCUGCACACGUGGACCACGCACCAGUACCAGCCCGAAGAAAGAAGAACAAGAAAAAGGGAAAGGGUACGACACAUUCCCCCACAUAUCAAUCAACCCACUCAACUCCAAAUGGCACGUCGGAACAUAUUGACUAUGAGGAUGAUGAAGAUGACUAUGUAUACGAUGAAAUAACAGAGAAUCGCGGACGAGGCGAGCACCGUGGAUCUAUAGCUAGCUCAACCCAUCCAAAUUCACUGUCACCAGAUGAUGACGGACUUUUGUCCGACGCCGAUGGUGGAAGUCCUUCGUAUAAUCCCGCCUCUGAAUCGAAAAAUAAGAAGAAAAAGAAAAAAAAGAGACAUUCGGACACGUCACAUCAUCGGCACAAUGAUAUCUGGUACAAGUCAGAUGCUGAAGAGAAACAGCGGAUACGUGAAUUUUGGUUACAGCUCGGGGAGGACGAGCGACGCGCGCUUGUCAAACUGGAAAAAGAGGCGGUCCUGAAAAAAAUGAAGGAGCAGCAGAAGCAGACAUGCUCGUGUUCAGUAUGCGGGCGCAAACGAACUGUAAUUGAGGAGGAGCUGGAGAUCCUUUACGAUGCGUAUUACGAAGAGCUUGAAAAUUUUGCUAAUGAUCAGAGCGGGAAAGCUCCAUCCGGUCCUUCUGCAACUCCCAUCGGACAUACACCGUCACCUUCCCGAUCACCACCAUCUCAUCGAAUUCAACAUAUUGAGGAAGAUGAGGAAGAGGAUGGAGAAUAUGAUGACGAUGACGAAGAAGAGGAUGACGAUCAUGACCCAUCUGAGAGUAUCUUCGAAUUUGGCAGCAGCCUCACAGUGAAAGCAGGUGGAAUACUGACAGUAGCUGAUGACUUUCUUAAAAAUGACGGAAGAAAAUUCCUCGAUUUGAUGGAACAGCUGGCUGAAAGAAAAAUCAGGCAGCUCGACGAUGAGAUGGACCGAGGUGGAGAUAAUAACGGCGAUUGGGAUGAUGGCGAGUAUGAUGAUGAGGAUUAUGAUGAAGACGAGGAGGAGGACACCAUGACGGAAGAGCAACGCAUGGAGGAGGGCCGGCGCAUGUUCCAAAUAUUCGCAGCAAAGAUGUUUGAACAGCGAGUGCUACAAGCAUAUCGUGAAAAGGUUGCGCAAGAAAGGCAAAUGCACCUUCUAGCAGAGUUGGAGAAAGAGAAGGAGCAGCAAGCAAUGAGGGAGCUUGCCCGUCAGAAGAACAAGGAGAAAAAGAGGCUCCAGAAAAAAGCUCUAAAGCAGCAAAAGGAGGAGGAGAGACUAGCGUUAGAGCGGAAAAAGCAAGAAGAGGAGGAGCGACUUCGAGUGGAAAAGGAGGCGAAGGCGGAAGCGGAUCGCUUGAAACGAGAAGCCGAGCGAGCAAAGCGUGAGGAGGAACGGGCAAAGCGGGAAGAGGAAGAGCGCAAGAAAAAGGAAGCCGAGCGCACGCGAAAGGAAGAAGAGAAGCGCAGGCAGCGCGAAGCAGAGGAGAAAAAGCGCCGCGAGAAGGAGGAGCGUGAACGACAGGAACGAGAGCGACGAGAACGUGACGAGCGUGAGCGCAAGGAAAAAGAGGAGCGCGAUAGGCGAGAGCGUGAGCGAAAAGAGAGAGAAGACCGGGAGAAGAGAGAAAAGGAAGAGAAAGAACGAAAAGAGCGGGAAGAGCGCGAACGCAAGGAGAAGGACGAAAAAGAGAAACGGGGGCGAGGAGAGGCGCGCCCGCGGCAACAAGUUGUUGUUCAACAGCAGCCGAAGACAGCUCGACCUGUAUCCGCCAAGCCGUCCCCUGGUGGUCUACCUUCAAAAGUUGCAUCUCACGCGCCUACUACAACUCCAGCGUACCGUCCAGGUCCGAUUGGGCGACCAGCUACUGUUCCCAAUACCCGGCCACCUUUGGCGAGACCCCAGGCCAUUGGGUCAGCUAUUGCACAGCCAACGGCAGGUGGUUCCACUAUUCGACCACACAGUACCCAACCUGGUUAUCAAGGGCAACAAAGUUCACAGAAAACUAUUCCUGUCCAAGCGCAGCAAAUUCCUGGUAUGCGACCACCGCCUUCACAUUCGCACCAUCCACUAUCGAUACAUAGUCGACCAGCAGUAGGUCAACAGAACGCAGUAUCUCAGCCAGGAUUUGCACAUCCGGGUUCACGUCCUCUACACAUGUUUGGGCAGCCUACACAUAUGAAUGCCUUGCAUCAAGCAAAUUUGGUACACGGUCAGCCGACACAGGGAGCAGCGCUAGCAUCUUCACCACCACCGCCAAGUACGAUAGGUACACAGAGCCUGGAACAAGCCGACGCAAACGGAAUACCUCCGUCUCGGCUGUUCAGUGGCGCCAGCUUCCCGGCACUUCACUGGUCGGCAACGGAUGGCAUACCCGCAGCGCAGAUUGGGGCGCUUGGAGAUCCUGCAAGAGCCAUUCUUGCGCACAGCAAGCCACCUGUACCGAUUGGCACCGGGCCGCGUACGGACGCGCCAGUGAACGGUAUUGCUCCAAUCGGAGCGAACAAGGCUGUGACGAGACCUGCACCCAUCCGACGACCGUCAGCUGUCGCGCCACCUGCUCCUGUUCAACCUAGUCGAAGUGGCUUCCCGCGUUUGGAGGACGAUGAGCCUGUAGCUGGGAGCGCUGUGCUUGGCGGUGAACUGUUAAAAGAUGAUGAACGCAUUGGCGGAGGUGCUGCCUGGAGAAAACCUUCCUCUGCAGGUAUCCCUUCCAUUGGACCUAAUCACGGAGCUGGUGGACCUGAUCCUUUUGGGCAACCUACAUCUGGAGCACCUGGAGUUCUUGGAGUUGUGAAUGGAGCAGCGCCGGGACCAGCAAGGAUGUUUGACGGAUAUGGACCGUUUGGUGGGUGGGAUGUGCCUUCAACAUUAGGUGGAGGAUUGGGAGAAGAUAUAUCACGAACCCAACCAUCAUCUGCGAAUGUUGCAGCCACCAGUGCACUCCCAUCAGCUAUCGGCCGCGGUGUAUCGAAUAUGCUACCUCCUGGCCCCGGCAUGGGACUACCCUUUUAUCCGUCAACGUUUAUGGGUGGAUCAGCGGUAAAUAGUGGACAGCCAGUUGGUAGUCCCCCCACUACGACGUCAGCCGCUACUCCUGCUAGUACCAUGAUUGGCCGACCUGGACACCUCCCACAGCCAGUAUCUGUGCACGGGCCAAGAAGUGCAUGGAACGGUGGACGUGAGUAG